Messenger RNA from Pocillopora meandrina, 626 nucleotides. Lineage: Eukaryota; Metazoa; Cnidaria; Anthozoa; Scleractinia; Pocilloporidae. The record is from the annotation of a GenBank genome assembly.
AUGUUAGAAAGGUCUUUUAUAGCUGCUCUUGAUGGCAGAGUAGGUAUCUUUAAUAGAUGUAUUUUGGGGUUUUUUUUCACAAAGGUAAUAUCACUUCUCUCUUCUAUAGAUAAAGGUCAUAUAAAAAUGUUUUUUUUGCUAUUGUGAUGGUAUUAAAGUUAUAUACAUGUACAAGUUAGUAUAUGAAUGUCGUCACAUACAUGCUGGUUAAUUAUCAUUUAUUACAAUGAAAUGGUCAUUUAUAAUUUAGGCACUAGUGCUAAUAAUAAUAAUUUUAUGUUUGGUGGAGUAGUGAGAAUGUGACAUCUCGGUCUUUAAGAUUGUAUUUAGAAAGUAUUACAAUUUGCAUGUAAUAAUGAAUUGAUUUGUAAUUAUAGUACUAAUAGUUAUGAAAAGUCUGAUCAAGUAAAGAAGAAUUAGAAAGAAUGUUUGUUUCUGCUUAGGUUUCCAACAGAAAUACCUCCAUCUUUUCAUGUACCUAUAAGGAAUGGAAAUUCUGCCAAUAUGAAUUACACCUUUUCACAGGCCUCACCUGGAUGCAUUGUCCCUCAUGUUCCAUCUCCAAACACUCAUGUCAUGUGGAUGGGAACAUGAAGCUUUACCAUUACAAAUCAUCAGGGCUGUAU